AUGCAGACACGUUCGCAGUCGAAUACAAGAACUGUUUUAGCUACAUCACUUUAUGCAACCUGUAGAGUUAAGGAAGCAAAUAUGUCGGGCGUUCUGGGAGUGCUAUUUCUCCUCCUUGCAGCAACUGCUGCUCUGAAAACCGUCUUAGAUGAAAAACAAGACCAAAAAGAUGCAGCCGAACCUAUGGAAUUCAUCAGCAUUCCUGCAGCUUUACAGGACAUAAGCAAAGAUGAUAUCGACGAACUUUAUUCUCAACGUGCAGAUAUAAACGGUAAGAAAGCUAAAGAGAUUAGAGAGCAUCUGAGAUGUUUUGGGUGAAAAUUAUCUUUUUUUCUUGCCGUGCAGAAAGCUUUCCUUAAAAUCAACGGAGAAGAUUUAUAGAAUGAACUUUCCGGGGUAGGGGCGGGGGGGACCUCCUACAAUGGCCUGCAAGGGAGGCUCCGCCCAGGGUUUAGGCAUAAAAAAGGGUAGAUACUUCAAGGGUAAGGGGUUACAUUAGGGACGGAGCCUCCCUGUCAAAACUUUUUUUAUUUUCCCUCUCCCCCCGGGAUGCGCAUUUGAGUGUUAUUCCCCCGGUUAUUCCAUGGUGGCAGACACAUGAUCAAUCCUCGCGUAGGACGUGGUAAAGACAAAGAUGACGACGAUGAACGGAUACUGAGGAUUAAAAUAUAUGUGACAGCGGACAAGCGUCAGGCAAGGACCUUUUCUAGUGAAUGCAUCAUUCAAGAGGACUGAACAGGGCCCCCAAGGUCUUGAACCUGUUUUGCCAUCAGGGAGGCAAAAUAUCGGCUAUUAUUCCAAACUACGUUACUGGCUUCCGGACUGGAUUGCAGUCUUAGGAAUUGCAUUUUGACGAGGCUUUAAUAAUCAUUCCUGGAAACUUGUUAUAUAUGACGGACAGGACAACAUAAAACGUUUUUAAACAUUAUUUACGUGUCAGGAUAUUUAGCUUACAAGCUUAUUUCUUUUCUUUUUGACUCAUUUGCAGAUGCUGCAAGCGUGGAGAACGAGAUGAACGAAGCCUUUAAAGAAAACAGUAAAGAUAUCGAAUUUGACGAGAGGGGCGAAACUUCUAACGAAGACAAAUUAGGAGACAUAGAAGGCGAAACGGAAGACGCUUCAAACGAAGAAAGUAAAGUUGACAUAGCCCGGGGCAUAGAAAAGACCUCUUUUGAAGACAGUGAAGUUAUGGCAGAAGAGAUGGACGGAAAGUUUGACGAAGAAGGCAGAUACAUCACGAAUGAUAGAAAGGACGAAAGUUUUAACGAAGACAACGAAGGUAGCGCAGAGUAUAAGAUGGACGAAAGUUUUGAAGAAGAUAAGAUACUUGAAGAAGAUAUCGAAUAUGUCACAAAUGAUAGCAUGGACGAAACUAUUAACGAACAUAGACAUGGCCCCAUAGACGAAGAUCUCGAAGAUGGGUACGCGCUAGGUAAUGUACUGAGUUUUUUAACGUCAUAAAAAAAGAGUAUGAGAAUAGUUUUAACUACCCCUUAGACUGCAAAACAGUCCGUAUUUUUGCUUAUUCAAGUACGCGCGAGCAGUCAACCAAAAGGUGUGGAACGAGGCUGAAAACAGAGAGCGAGCCACACACCCUACGGGCGUGUGAGGCUCAAGCAGUUCGCGCGCAUAAGACUCUUACGCCACGCGUUACCGAUUUCUUUACUGAUUUUGAGGAAAAAACCGACUGUUUUGCAGUCUAGCUACCCCUCAUUGCUUCUAGGGUAUCAAUUUGGCCUCGGUAAAUCACGAUCAGCUUCUCAAGACUAAACGUUUCACAAGAACUGAAAAAUUUAGAUCGAAGCGCGGGUUUUGAGACUGACAUGUAACUAAAUUGCAAUUCAAUAAUUUCUAAAGGGGUCACAAAACUCGUUUCUAAGUUAUAAGUAACAUAAGAUAAAUAAGUUAAAUUAAGAGUGCUUUGACAGACUAUACCGUGGCUAUGGUAAAUGUUCAACAACAAAAGUCAUUGGACGUAUUUUGGUACAAUGCAUUACAGUGUCUCCGAUCAUAAUUAUCCUUUUUACAUCAUCAAUAUCAUGCACUCGUUCUGACAAUUUUCCACAUUGUUUUAACUUUGAUUAGAAUUUACCGUGGAGGAAGACGAAAAUUUCCCUUACAGAUUUGAGAAUCAAAAAGACCCAGUAAGCCAUUGUGGUUUUGGGAUCUACUACAACUCUUCUCACCAAGGGUGUUGUGGUACCAAGCAUCGAUACAACUUACGAACUCAGCAAUGUUGCAAUGGAACCGUAGUUAGCCUUUUCUACCUAAAGUGCUGCAAUGACGGGAGCGUUGCCUCGAGGAAUUCUUCAUGUAGCCUGCCAACCAAGUGCGGGAUUGUAAGAUACAACAUCUCAGAUCAAGGGUGCUGUACUGGGAGAUCUCGCAAUUAUGUGUAUGACCUAACCACCCAAAAGUGCUGUUAUGGUCGUGUCUACCCUACUAGUAUUCCAUGUCUACCAAUAUGUGGUUACGGGUUCUAUAACGCAUCGUAUCAGGGGUGUUGUGAUCGCAGAUAUGUGUAUUACCUGAGUAACGAGAAAUGCUGUUAUGGUCUUGUAAUUCCCAAAAACGAGUCCUGUGUGCCUUCCUAUAAAUGUGGUAAUAUCAGGAACUACGAUCCAACGAUCUACGGAUGUUGCGGCGGCGACUACUUGUACUUUUUGAAGUAUAGGAAAUGCUGUUAUGGUCAUGUAAUUUCCAAAAACGACUCUUGUCUACCCUCCCGCGGAUGUGGUUACUCAAGUUACAACCCCGCGACCCAUGGUUGCUGCCAAGGAAAAUUGCCGUACUCUUUGAAAUAUCAGAAGUGCUGUUAUAGUCGUGUUAUUUCCAAGAACGCUCCUUGUAUCCCAAGGUGCGGUCACAAGAACUACAAUGCAUCGUUCCAAGGGUGUUGUGCUGGCAAAUACAUCUACUACCUGAAUACUCAUAAGUGCUGUUAUGGUCUUGUGAUUCCUCAAAAUGAUUCCUGUGUGCCUUUCCCUAAAUGUGGCUACUUAAGCUACAAUCCAGCGACGCAUGGAUGCUGCAAUGGAAGAUAUCGGUUCUCCUUAAAGUAUUAUCAGUGCUGCUAUGGUCGUCUCAUUCCAAACAACGCCUAUUGCGUACCGUACCGCAAAUGCGGCUUCGUAAGCUACAACCCAACCAUCUACAGAUGUUGCGGAGGCCAAUACCUGUACUUUCUGAGGUACAGCAGGUGUUGUUAUGGUCAUGUUAUUCCCAGAAGCCACUCUUGUGUACCUUUCCGCAAAUGCGGUGAUUCAAGUUACAACCCCAAAACCCAUGGGUGUUGCAAAGGUGGUUUCGUGUACUCUUUGAAAUAUCAAAAGUGUUGUUAUGGUCGUGUAAUCCCAAAAUCGUACGCAUGCACGAGUUACAUCUGUGGACUGUACCCCUACAACCCACGAACAGAAGGUUGCUGUAGUGGCAGGCAAAGGUACAAAAAAAGGAUCAAGAGGUGCUGUGAUGGUCGCGUGAUCUUCAAGAAAUCCACAUGCCUACCCAAAUGUGGUAAAGUCAGCUAUAAUCCACGAAUACAAGGUUGCUGUAAUGGCAAGUACAAGUACAGCAAAACGUUCCAGAAGUGCUGUAAUGGUCGUGUGAUCUUCAGGAUAUCCACAUGCUUACCCAAAUGUGGUAAAGGCACCUACGAUCCACGAAAACAAGGUUGCUGUAAUGGCAAGUACAAGUACAGCAAAAGGUUUAAGAAGUGUUGUUACGGUCGUGUAAUCUCCAAGAAAUCCACUUGCCUAUUAUACCCAAAUGUGGCAAAGUCUCCUACAAUCCACGAAUACAAGGUUGCUGUAAUGGCAAGGAAAGAUACAACAAAAGGUUUAUAAAGUGCUAUUAUGGUCGCGUAAUUUCCAAGAAAUCCACUUGCUUAUCAAAAUGUCGCACGGUGACAAACACAAGGUUGCUGCUGUGGCAAUUCCAGGUUCAACAGAGGUUUGUGACUGACAAAACACGCUCUUGCUUGAACCGUGGAUACAAUUUGGCCAUGCUUUUCUCAUAUUUCAAUUAGCUUAGGUUUCAUAGUGGUUUAUAAGAACUUUUAAAAUACGACUUAUAUCACGUGACACUAAGUUGUAUGAAAAUUACCAAAGAACCUUUUCACAACAGACGUUUUCAACAAAGCGAAUGAUGCUCACUGAACUGAGUUACUCGCCUUACUUGCACCUUUCGUGCUUGUUAUCCCUUAACUUAUCUCUAGCUCUGUAACCCUUAAAACAGAUACAUGUAACCAUCAUCCCUAGAAAUUCCAAUUAAGGCAGGGAACGCGCAGGGAGAGGUGCUGGGGGCGGACAUUGCUCUCCCCGCGCCCUUUUAAUUUUGUGCGAAAUAAAAACAUCUUUGCCAAAAAUAUAAAGUUACAGCAUUUAUGGUAGAGAAUAAAGAGACUGUAUAUGUAGCUGAAAAUAUGCAAUAAUUAUCGCGCUUGUUACGGCAGAGGCCAGCGGCGAUUUCAUAAAGACUCUUUACAGCUAACAAAGAAAGAACUAAAAGGAUAAGUACACAGGAAGUUUUAAAUCAUUUUAUUUUUCUUUUGUUAGUCCUUUAUCAGUUUCCCUUGUUCAAGGUUUUACCCUGUUUCCCUGUUCCUCUAUUCCCUUGUUCUCCUGUUCAAAUUAUUUUGUAUUGCAGCAAAUUCGCGUAAAAUAAAGUUAGGCGCACAUUGUUUACAAAAAUUUCGCGUUAAUUUGAUGUAUGUAAACCUAAUUUUUGGAAAAUUCGCGUUAAGUUUGUCUUCGU
Molecule: messenger RNA, 4752 nt
Organism: Porites lobata
Lineage: Eukaryota; Metazoa; Cnidaria; Anthozoa; Scleractinia; Poritidae
Source: the annotation of a GenBank genome assembly